Messenger RNA from Priapulus caudatus, 162 nucleotides. Its product is annotated as thiopurine S-methyltransferase-like. The record is from RefSeq and is a predicted model, not a curated record. The transcript has a single exon. NCBI's taxonomy places the organism in Eukaryota, Metazoa, Priapulida, Priapulimorpha, Priapulimorphida, Priapulidae. The annotation marks the transcript as partial. Gene Ontology annotation, molecular function: thiopurine S-methyltransferase activity.
GCCCGGCGAAAGAUAAACGUUCAGACCUCAAGGUUUUUGUGCCACUGUGUGGCAAGUCGGCAGAUGUUCACUGGUUAUCAACGCUUGGAUAUCAAGUGCUUGGUGUCGAAUGCAGUGAGAUUGCAGUAAAAGCUUUCUUCGAAGAACAAAACAUCCAACAUA